GCGGCGGCGGCAGCGACGACCCCCGGCUCUCUCCGCCUGCCCGCAGCAGCCCCCCGGUGCCUGGGGCUGCCAGGGUCCCCCCGGCCCCCCGCCCUGCCGCCCCCCCAUGCGAGGGGCCCCCGGCCGGCCCCGCCGCCCCGCUCCCCCGCCGCGCCGCCUCGCCUCUCCCCCGCUCCGCCGGGAGCCGCCUCGGGCGGGCAGGAACCGGGCGGGCACCGGAGGAUGCCGGAGACCGGGCAGGAGCCGCCCAGCGCCCCGCCGCCCCCCAAGGAGUCGUUCUACAUCAAGAACCUGCUCAACGGAGACCCCCCAAAGGCGGCCCCCAAGCAACCUCGUCCGCUGUUCGCCCCGUCGGGCAAAGGGGCGGCGGACGGAGCCGGCUUCGCCCUGUCGCAGGUGGGCGACCUCGCCUUCCCCCGCUUCGACAUCCCGGCGCCGCGCUUCGCCCUGAGCGCCCACUGCCUGGAGCGCGCCCAGACCUGGUGGUACCCCUACGCCCUGACCCCGGCCGGAGCCCACCUGCCCCGCACCGAAGCCGCCGAGAAAUCCCUCCUGAGGGACUCGUCCCCAGCCUCGGGCACCGACAGGGACUCCCCGGAGCCUCUGCUCAAGGCGGACGUGGAGCACAAGGAGCUGGACUCCAAGAGCCCCGACGAGAUCGUGCUGGAGGAGAGCGACUCGGAGGAGGCCAAGAAGGAGCCGGGCGCGGAGGACUGGAAGAAACGGGAGGAGAGCCCAGAGAAGAAACCGUGCCGCAAGAAGAAAACCCGCACCGUGUUCAGCCGCAGCCAGGUCUUCCAGCUGGAGUCCACCUUCGACAUGAAGCGUUACCUGAGCAGCUCGGAGCGGGCCGGCCUGGCUGCCUCGCUGCACCUCACAGAGACCCAGGUGAAGAUCUGGUUCCAGAACCGCCGCAACAAGUGGAAGAGGCAGCUGGCGGCCGAGCUGGAGGCUGCCAACCUGAGCCACGCCGCGGCGCAGCGCAUCGUCCGCGUUCCCAUCCUCUACCACGAGAACUCGGGAGCCGAGGGCGGCUCGGCCGCCGCCAGCGCCCCCGGCACCCAGCCCCUGCUCACUUUCCCCCACCCCGUCUAUUAUUCCCACCCCGUGGUCACCUCCGUGCCCCUCCUGAGGCCCGUCUGAGCCCGCCGUGUUCCCCCCAACCCCGGCCCCCGGCCCCCGCGUAAGUAACU
Molecule: messenger RNA, 1193 nt
Organism: Oxyura jamaicensis (ruddy duck)
Lineage: Eukaryota; Metazoa; Chordata; Aves; Anseriformes; Anatidae
Gene: HMX3
Product: H6 family homeobox 3
Exons: 2
Coding region: 223-1143 (306 amino acids)
Biological process (GO): regulation of transcription by RNA polymerase II
Cellular component (GO): nucleus
Molecular function (GO): RNA polymerase II transcription regulatory region sequence-specific DNA binding; DNA-binding transcription factor activity, RNA polymerase II-specific
Source: RefSeq, a predicted model, not a curated record